Molecule: messenger RNA, 2624 nt
Organism: Chelmon rostratus (copperband butterflyfish)
Lineage: Eukaryota; Metazoa; Chordata; Actinopteri; Chaetodontiformes; Chaetodontidae
Gene: klhl6
Product: kelch-like family member 6
Exons: 7
Coding region: 157-1983 (608 amino acids)
Molecular function (GO): protein binding
Source: RefSeq, a predicted model, not a curated record
GAGGACAGGAAAAAACAAAUCCACAUCUCAGCGUGACUGAACUGUUGCAAGUAUAAACCACAGGGGUCUUCUAACUGGUGCAGGUGCACCCGAAGUAGAGGCACGCUGGUCUUUCUGAGAAGAGCGCGUUUUGCUGAGGAGCUUCUGGUGUAAAAGAUGAGUGCCUCACUGGAGAGGACUACAGACUGUCCCUCGCAGCUGUUUGGAGAGGACUCCAGCCCGGAUGAGGAGAGGGACAACCUGACUUGCUCAAGUGAGCUACGCUGGGAAGAUGGAGGCCUACCGUCGGAGCUCCAGAGAGGAAUGGAGACCCUGCGAGUGAACAGAGAGCUGACUGACGUGGUGCUGUGUGUUCAGGGACAUGACUUCCCUUGCCACAGAGCCAUACUCGCAGCUGCCAGUCAGUACUUCAGGGCAAUGUUUUGCAGUGGUCUGAAGGAGAGUCACCAGGAGCGUGUGGAGAUGAAGGGGUUGGACAGUGGGACGAUGUGCUCCCUCCUGGAGUAUACCUACACGAGCCGAGCCCUCCUCACACACUCCAACGUCCAGAGAAUACUAGAGGCUGCCAGUCAAUUUCAGUUCCUGCGUGUGGUGGAUGCAUGCGCAGGCUUUCUGAGCAAGUCCCUGCACCUGGAGAGCUGCAUUGGGAUCCUGAACCUCGCCGAAAGCCACGCUCUGUCAACCCUGAAGGCCGGGGCUCAGGACUACAUCACCUCUCAGUUCUCCCAGAUAGUCCAGCAGCAGGACUUCCUGGAGCUGCCGGCUGAAUCGCUGGAGACUGUCCUGCAGAGGGACGACCUCGAUGUGAAGUGUGAGGAGUGCGUGUUUGAGGCACUCAUGCGCUGGGUGAGAGCCCGGCAGGACGAACGCUACCCUUUGCUGGCCAGGCUGCUGUCACAUGUGCGGCUGCCAUUGUUGGAGCCUGCGUACUUUGUGGAAAAAGUGGAGUCGGAUGAACUGAUUCGGUGCUGCAGUGAAGCCUUUCCUUUGUUGCAAGAGGCCCGCAUCUACCACCUGUCAGGCAGGGAGGUGGUCUCUGAACGGACCAAACCCCGUGUGCAGCACUUUCUGUCCGAGGUGUUCCUGAUCAUUGGAGGCUGCACUAAAGAUGAGCGCUUCAUUUCCACUGUCACCUGUUUGGACCCCCUCAGACGCAGCAGGCUGGAGGUCGCCAGGCUGCCAGUCACAGAGAUGGAGGACGAAUCCCAAAACAGAAAAUGGGUGGAGUUUGCCUGCAUCACCUUCCGCAAUGAAGUGUACAUAUGUGGAGGUAAAGAGACGCAGCAUGAUGUCUGGAAAUAUAAUGGCGCCCUGGACAAGUGGAUCCAGGUCGAGCUGCUGACAACGGGCCGCUGGAGACACAAGAUGGCGGUCCAUGGGGGGAAGGUGUACGCACUGGGUGGAUUUGAUGGGGUUCAGAGACUCGCCAGCGUAGAGGCCUAUGAUCCCUUUCACAAUCGCUGGACACAGGUGACACCUCUUGCAGUGGGCGUGAGCUCCUUUGCUACCGCAAGCUUUGACAGAUGGAUUUAUGUAAUCGGUGGUGGGCCGAAUGGAAAGCUGGCAACCGAUCAGGUCCAGUGCUGGGAACCCGGGACAGACUGCUGGGAACUGCGGGCGCCCAUUCCCAUCGAAACCAAAUGCACUAAUGCCGUCACAUUCAAGAACCACAUCUAUGUAGUCGGUGGCGCCAUGCACGCCAUGUACUGCUACUCGCCCCAGUCAGACUCCUGGUCCCUUGUGACCCGGCUGGGGGAGAGGGCGAGCUGCGCCAUCGCUGCCUGUAACAACAAACUCUUCAUCACAGGGGGGCGGGACAACAAGAACCAAGUCAUCUCCACAGUGAUGUGCUGGGAUGUUAGCCGAGAGGUGUUGACAGAGGAGUGUGUCUUACCUAUGGGAGUGUCGCACCAUGGCAGCGUGACGCUGAUGAAAUCAUACACACACAUACACAGAAUAACACCUGCUUCUGAGAGCCAAUGACACAGGUGUCUAUGGACAGGAGGAGGAAAAGUGAAAAGAAAGUAAUGAAAAUGAUUUUUUUUAACGUGUAUUUUUAUGUUCAUUUUAUGCCACUUUAUGCCACUUUCAAAUACUAGGAUCACUCAAAUCACUCUGUUUAACCUUUAGCAGUUAAUGUUAUUUUACAGAAGCAAUUGUUGAAACUUGACUUUAUACUGAUAAAAACUAAUUACAAAUGACAAAAUAUCAUCAUAGAAUAGGCAAAUAAGAACUUUUAAUAUCAAUAAAUACAUUGUUUCAUGGCUUUUGCAGAUAAAAUGGUUAACAAAGAAUAAAAAAAACAUGCUAAGUAAUUAAAUGCUGCAGAGAGAAUGAAACAAAUUUAUGCAUAUUAAUAACUAAAAAUAUGUACAUCAACACUAGGUGUGACUUUCAUGGAGGAACCAAACCCUAGAGCACCUGGUGUUUUUUUAUUAUUCACACACACACAAACACACACACACAGCCAAAGCUUUUAUGGUACUGUGUCUAUCUUCUUGUCAACAUAUUCAGUGGUCAGAGCUUCGUUUUAACAAUAACUGAGUCUCAACUAUGUGAAGAAAUAACUUGUAAAUAGAUAAAUAAUAAAAAAUAGAAAUAUCUUAAAUUGAAUCUUGAACAAA